AUGACGCGGCGCAACGACGGCGGCGCGGCGGCCGCAGCAGCAGCGGAUGACGGCGGCAGUCUCCUCCCCUUCCCGCCGCCCGGCGAGGAGGUAGGCGCCGGGAUCCUGCCCGUCCUGCCGCCCGGCACAGAGGUCGCCAUCCCGGACAAGAACCCGCGCUCCAACGCGGCGACCGCCGCCACGGCCGCCGGCGUGCGCGCCUUCACCGCCCAGGCCGUCGCCUUUUACUUCCGCGCCCCGGUCAAGGCCUUCUUCCGCACGCGCGUCGACUACCUCGCCUACGCCCGCUCCGUCCAGCAGGCGCAGCAGGCGCAGGCCCGGGCGGGCGGCGACGGCCACCUCUCCUUCGCGCGGCGGCUGGCGCUGUGGGCGCGCGGGACCACGCCGGGCGUGCUGACGAGCGCGAUCAAGCACCACGGCUGGCGCGUCGUGCCGGACCAGGUGCUGCCCCCGCUGCUGGCCAACGUGGGCGUCGGCGCCGUGCUGUACACGAGCUACCUCCAGAUUCUGGGCCGGCUGCACGAGGAGAGCGCCAAGGCCAGCCGGCGCGUGUACCCUCCGCCGGACCCCACGGCCACCUUUGCGGCGGGGUUCCUGGCCGGCAGUAUCCAGAGCGUCGUAGCGGCGCCGCUGGACGCGAUCCAGGCGCGGUACGACCACCGGCAGCUGUUCGCGGGCGAGGCGGGGAGUAAUGGCGGCAAGCCGCAGAGCAUAUGGGCGUUCAGCACGGCCAAGCUGCGCGAGAUCGGCUUCCGCGGCAUAUUUGCCGGCUGGGGCCUGUCGUGGAUGAAGGACAGCUUCGGCAACGCGGUGUUCUUCAGCACGUUUGAGUACGUCAAGGCGCAAGGGUAUUACAAGUUUGUGAGGUGGUACUACGGCGGGCUCAACGAGGACCUCUUGGACAUAUUGGCGCGCAAGCGGCCGACGCACGACCACCGCCUGCGGACCGAGGGUGCUGACCCAGGCAGCGCGCCGCUGAUCAUCCGACCGCACUACGCGAUCGAGCCAGCGUUCCUGCUGCUGGCCGGCGUCAGCGCGUCGGUCGCUCAGCAGGUGCUGCUCCACCCGCUGACCAACAUACAGAUGGAGCACUGGGACCACCUGGAGGAUCUCGACGAGAAGGCGCGCAAGCUGAGAGAAAGACGAGCGAAAGAGCAGCAACUGAAGAACAACAGCGAAAGUGCUACCAACAGCCCAGCCAAACCGAGACGGCGCUGGCGCAUGCUUCGGGCGUACUACCACGCCUACCAGGAGACGUGGCAGCAGUGCAAGGGGCAGGCGGCGGCCGAGGGCCAGAGCGUGUCGCGGUGGCUGUGGAGAGGGUUCUGGUGGAAUACCAUCCGGCAGGUGCCCAGCACGAGCGCGGGCCUGAUCAUAUUUGAGCUGGUGCGGCGCAAGUACGGCUUCGACGAGGGCGAGGUGCGGAUCACGCGGGAUGGCUACGACAUUCUGCUCAAGUGA
Thyridium curvatum is the source of this 1461-nucleotide messenger RNA. RefSeq lists its product as uncharacterized. The transcript has a single exon. NCBI's taxonomy places the organism in Eukaryota, Fungi, Ascomycota, Sordariomycetes, Thyridiales, Thyridiaceae. The record is from RefSeq and is a predicted model, not a curated record. Gene Ontology annotation, biological process: mitochondrial L-ornithine transmembrane transport. Gene Ontology annotation, molecular function: L-ornithine transmembrane transporter activity. The coding region runs from base 1 to 1461 and encodes 486 amino acids.